Molecule: messenger RNA, 1158 nt
Organism: Balaenoptera ricei (Rice's whale)
Lineage: Eukaryota; Metazoa; Chordata; Mammalia; Artiodactyla; Balaenopteridae
Product: partitioning defective 6 homolog beta-like
Exons: 2
Coding region: 1-1158 (385 amino acids)
Biological process (GO): centrosome cycle; regulation of cellular localization; establishment or maintenance of cell polarity
Cellular component (GO): apical plasma membrane; nucleus; cell cortex
Molecular function (GO): protein kinase C binding
Source: RefSeq, a predicted model, not a curated record
AUGGCAAGUGGAAGGGGGAGCACAGACCUUCCUCUUGGAGUCACCUGUAUGGAGAAGACCACUGAUCAUCAUGUCUUUCUGGGCACUGCAGACUGUAGGGUGGAUUUCCUGGAUUCUCCUGAUAACCUCCUCCUCACCGAGGGACAGAAAUUGGACCCUGCCAUACUCUGGUUACAUGAAAAAGCACUUCCUAAUGGUUUAAGUUGUUUAAAUAAGAAGUGGACCACAGAGGGAGGAAGUGAAAUCUUUGGUGCUGGAAGUGUUAUAGGGGACGUUGCUCAACAAAUUGGAAGGGAUAUUUGGGGUGGAAUUCAAACACUGAGACCAGAAGAAGCAGACUACAGUGCCUUUGGUACAGACACACUAAUAAAGAAGAAGAAUGUUUUAACCAAUGUGUUGCUUCCUGACAACCAUAGAAAAAAGCCACACAUAGUCAUUAGUAUGCCCCAGGACUUCAGACCUGUGUCUUCUAUUAUAGACGUGGAUAUUCUCCCAGAAACACAUCGUAGGGUCCAUCUUUACAAAUAUGGCACUGAGAAACUCCUAGGGUUCUACAUCCAGGACGGCUCCAGUGUCAUGGUGACACCCCAUGGCUUAGAGAAGGUGCCAGGGAUCUUUAUAUCCAGACUUGUGCCAGGAGGUCUGGCUCAAAGCACAGGACUAUUAGCCGUUAAUGAUGAAGUUUUAGAAGUUAAUGGCAUAGAAGUUUCCGGGAAGAGUCUAGAUCAAGCAACUGAAAUGAGGAUUGCAAACAGCCACAAUCUCAUCAUCACAGUGAGACCAGCAAACCAGAGGAAUAACGUCAUUAGGACCAGUCGGACAUCCGACAGCUCUGGCCAGUCUACUGACAACAGCCUUCCUGGCUAUCCACAGCAGAUGGAACCGAUUUUUGAGCCAGAGGAUGAAGACAGCGAUGAAGAUGACAUUAUUACUGAAGACAAUGGUGUGCCACAGCAGAUCCCUAAGGCUGUUCGUAACACCGAGAGCCUGGAAUCAUUAACACAAAUAGAACUCAGUUUUGAAUCUGGACAGAACGGUUUUAUUCCUUCUAAUGAAGUGAGCUUAGCACCCUUAGCAAGUGGCACAAAUACAGAAUUUGAAACGCGUGCUCCAGAUCAAAAACUCUUAGAAGAAGAUGGAGCAAUCAUAACACUAUGA